AUGCACGGAAGUGGAGUCACACUAAGCUUCCCAGUCUCACAGUCUUGUGCCAGCAGCAGUGCAGAGACUUGUCUCUUGACAGCUGCCUGUAAGAUGGAGCAGGCCACCAGCCACCAUGAGCUAAGUGCCAUGGCAGAUUCCCUUGCAGUACACAGAGGAACUGAAGCCGCUCGCAAGAGUGCGCCCUCUGCUGGAGGGGUGAAGAAACCUCAUCUUUACUGGUCUGGUACUGUGGCACUCUGUGAAAUCAGAGGUUAUCAGAAGUCCACUGAACUUCUGAUUCACAAGCUCCCCUUCCAGCGUCUGGUGCGAGAAAUUGCUCAGGACUUCAAAACAGAUCUGCGCUUCCAGAGUGCAGCUAUUGGUGCUUUGCAGGAGACAAGUGAGGCCUAUCUGGUUGGCCUUUUUGAAGAUACCAACCUGUGUGCUAUCCAUGCCAAACGCUUAACAAUUACGCCAAAAGAUAUCCAGCUAGCACACCGCAUAUGCGGAGAACGUGCUUAAGAGUCCACUAUGAGGGGAAACAUUUCAUUCUCAAAAAAAUUUUUUUCUCUUCUUCCUGUUAUCAGUAGUUCUGAAUGUUAGAUAUUUUUUUCCAUGGGGUCAAAAGGUACCUAAGUAUAUGAUUGCGAGUGGAAAAAUAAGGGACAGAAAUCAGGUAUUGGCAGUUUUUCCAUUUUCCUUUGUGUGUGAAUUUUUAAUAUAAAUGCAAGAUGUAAAGCAUUAAUGCAAGCAAAAUGUUUCAGUGAACACAUUUCAACAGUUCAACUUUAUAACAAUUAUAAAUAAACCUGUUAAAAUUUUCUGGACAAUGCCAGCAUUUGGAUUUUUUUAAAAUAAGUAAAUUUCUUAUUGACAGCAA
Molecule: messenger RNA, 862 nt
Organism: Onychomys torridus (southern grasshopper mouse)
Lineage: Eukaryota; Metazoa; Chordata; Mammalia; Rodentia; Cricetidae
Product: histone H3.3A-like
Exons: 2
Coding region: 1-504 (167 amino acids)
Cellular component (GO): nucleosome
Molecular function (GO): protein heterodimerization activity; structural constituent of chromatin; DNA binding
Source: RefSeq, a predicted model, not a curated record